Molecule: messenger RNA, 2066 nt
Organism: Morus notabilis
Lineage: Eukaryota; Viridiplantae; Streptophyta; Magnoliopsida; Rosales; Moraceae
Product: non-specific phospholipase C1
Exons: 3
Coding region: 301-1899 (532 amino acids)
Biological process (GO): phospholipid catabolic process
Molecular function (GO): hydrolase activity, acting on ester bonds
Source: RefSeq, a predicted model, not a curated record
AGUACAGAAGAAAAUUUCUUAAGCGUUUUCUUCUUCACCCAAUUUUGGCUUCUUUGACUAGAUGAAAGCAACAACAAUGAUAAAACUGCGUAUAAAAUCCCUUGUUCUCAAAGCAUAUACCAUAAAAAAAAAAUAAAAUAAAAAAUAAAAAGGGGGUUCCAAAAUCCUUAUCUUCUUGUCUUAUCCAACAUCACUUUAUUACCUGUGGCGAGUGACCGCCCCCACCAGACAAUUUUUAAGUUCCUUCCUUUCAUUUUCCUCUGUCUCUAACAAAGUCUCCUUUUUUUUCCGGUCACCGGAAUGGGUUUCCGGCGAACUUCCCUAGCCUCUAUCAUCUUCCUCUACCUCAUGAUUUCGUCUCAUUCCCUCCACGCGCUCUCUCGCCGGAAGCACAAAAUCCAAGGACCGAUCAAAACCGUCGUCGUUCUGGUAAUGGAAAACCGCUCCUUUGACCACGUCCUCGGUUGGCUCAAAUCGACCCGCCCCGAGAUCGACGGCCUCACCGGUAAAGAAUGGAACCGGAUCAACGUCUCCGACCCGAAAUCCCCCAAUGUCUUCGUCUCCGACGACGCUAUAUUCGUCGAUAGCGACCCGGGCCACUCGUUCCAGGCGAUCCGGGAGCAGAUAUUCGGGUCGAAUCACGGCUCUGAAAACCCGGCUCCGAUGAACGGAUUCGCUCAGCAAGCGGUGAGCAUGGGCGAAGGCAUGCCGAGGACCGUGAUGAGCGGGUUCAAACCGGGUCGCGUACCGGUUUACACCGAGUUGGCGAACGAGUUCGCGGUGUUUGACCGGUGGUUCGCGUCGGUCCCGGCGUCGACUCAGCCGAACCGGUUCUACGUCCACUCGGCGACCUCCCACGGCGCGACAAGCAACGUCCGCAAGGACCUCAUCCAUGGCUUCCCCCAGAAGACUAUAUUCGACUCCCUUGAUGAAAAUGGCCUCGACUUCGGAAUUUAUUACCAGAAUAUCCCCGCGACUCUGUUCUUCAAGAGCCUGAGGAAGCUGAAGCACGCGAUCAAGUUCCACAACUACGCUCUGAAAUUCAAGCUCCACGCGAGGCUCGGGAAGCUCCCGAACUACGUCGUUUUGGAGCAGCGGUACUUCGACGUUGACUUGUUCCCGGCCAACGACGACCACCCCUCGCAUGACGUGGCGCUCGGGCAGAGGUUCGUGAAGGAUGUCUACGAGAUCCUGAGGGCUAGUCCGCAGUGGAAAGAAAUGGCGCUUUUGAUCACCUACGACGAGCACGGUGGGUUUUACGACCACGUCCCGACGCCAGUCUCAGGCGUGCCCAGCCCCGACGGGAUUGUUGGACCCGACCCGUUUUACUUCCGGUUCGACCGGUUGGGUGUUCGCGUCCCGACGAUUCUCGUCUCGCCUUGGGUCGACAAGGGUACUGUGAUUCAUGAGCCGGUUGGGCCAACACCACAUUCACAGUUUGAACAUUCUUCAAUUCCUGCAACUGUAAAAAAGCUAUUCAACCUGAAAUCAAACUUCUUGACAAAGAGGGAUGCAUGGGCUGGUACUUUUGAAAACUACUUUAAGCUCCGCGACAGUCCACGCGAUGAUUGUCCAGAAACUCUUCCUGAGGUGAAGCUAUCACUGAGGCCCUGGGGACCCAAAGAAGACGCAAGACUCUCGGAGUUCCAAGUCGAGCUAAUCCAGUUGGCAUCGCAGCUCAAUGGUGAUUACAUGCUCAAUACGUACCCCAACAUCGGGAAAACCAUGACAGUGGGUGAAGCCAACAAGUACGCAGAGGAUGCAGUCAAGAGGUUCCUGGAGGCUGGAAGGGCUGCUCUUAAAGCCGGAGCUAAUGAUACGGCAAUAGUUACCAUGAGACCUUCGCUGACUAGUCGAAUUAGCACUGGAGGUACCAGAAACUACUUGGAGACCUAUUGACUGUAAAUACCAUUUAUCUAGCCUAUGUAAAAUUGUUAAUGAUUAAUUGGGCUUUAAGCCGUGAUUAUAGUUAUGGAACAUGUUUGUGCAAAGUUGUUCCCAUGUCAUAGCCAAGUUCUGUAAACUGGAUUCUAUAUUUAAAGAAAUGUAUUUUAUUUACUAUAAAA